Messenger RNA from Naegleria gruberi, 426 nucleotides. RefSeq lists its product as uncharacterized. Lineage: Eukaryota; Heterolobosea; Eutetramitea; Acrasida; Naegleriidae. The transcript has a single exon. Bases 1 to 426 code for a protein of 141 amino acids. The record is from RefSeq and is a predicted model, not a curated record.
AUGUAUUUUUCUCGGUUAGAUUGGAGAAUCUAUCCGAAUCAAGAAAAUAGAGAAAAGAAGAAAUGUGGGAGAUUAAGAAGAAAAAGUCAAUUCAAUAAGAAAAAGGAUGUGCACAAUGUGGAAAAUAAUUUACCGAUCGAUAGAAUGGACUUCUCUAUGAAUUAUCCUAAAAUUAGAGUGGAAAAUAAUUAUUCGAUUGUUGAAGCUCCUUCUGUGAAUACUUCUCCAAAUUCCAUUCAAAAACAAUUAUACAGAGCUCAAAUGAAAUCCCUCCACGAAUUUAAAACGAAGAAAAAUAUUUUCAAUAAUUGUGCCAACUACAAUAAUGGCAUUCCUCAACCAAUUUAUAAACCUCCAAAACCAGAGACUGGUUACAGAAAUAGAAUGAAUUUGUUGACUUCUAAGGGUGAAAGAACUUGGCUGUAG